AUGGCCAGUCUCCUUGACGUAACCAGUAAUCUGCGCUGCAUACGCAAUUGGCACAAGGCUCUUCUCUUUUUUCCUCCAUCACCAAUAGCGCCCUCUAGCUCGUCCAGAUUGCAGACGCGAUGUCCAUCACCAGCGUUGUCGCCGUGCAGCAAACAGGCUUUCGCUGAUGAAGUCCCCCAUUUCGCAUCGGCAAAGACGGCUUCUCAGGUUCUACAAGUGACUCGGUCAAACCGGAAGUACUGGUUUCCAUUUAUCCCGCUAGUAUUGCUGCUACCCAAAGACAUGUUUCCUCUUAACGAAGCUCAGGGUGCCCCUCCUGAUGUACCGGAAAAUGUGGAUAUUUCGGCUGUAUCAUCCGAAUCCAUCCAAGCUUUAUCAUUUGAUGCAAUCACUCAAUGGCAUUCAACGUUGACGACAGUUGAACUUUCGCCCAAAUGGUCUGAAAAGUCAUUUCUUCCGGAGAGGCACUUCGAGGACUAUAAUGGUCAUAUCCAAAAAGAAGAGAAUGACGAUAGCUAUCACAGCGUUCGAUCCAGAAGGCCUGAAAACAGCAAGGGUGAUGUAUACUUUAGGGGAGCGGGCUCAAUAAGUUUUACGGAAAGGAAAAACAGCUUUUUUCAUCACGGAGCGAUUGGAGGAGCCAGGGACAGACAAGAGAAGGAUUGCUUAAGUUUUAUUAAUAGAGCUGAAAUUCCAGACUGGAAUGAAGAACCAUAUCGUCUUAACAAGACCGGAGUUCAUUCGACCUUCAUCUCCACCUCUUCCUCCCCUACUGCGAGCUCAUCUGCCCCUACCGCGGUUUCGAGCCCUCGCAAAUCAGUGGAUGUGCUGGAUCCCCAUCAGGUUGCCUAUCAGCCAGAGGUCGUUUCGACGCCAUAUAGAAAUCAUAGCCUUCAAAUGAUCAAUUUUGACAAGUUACGUCGUCUAUUCAACAGGCUAGGACAGUUCAAACAGGCCCUUGGACAAUCACCAUAUCUUUAUCUUCCAGUGUUGUCAUCACCCCAUCAGGCAACAAGUAAUGCUGGCCAAACAACAUAUGAGGCUGACAGCUCAUGGAUUCUAGAUGCACCCGAAGAGUUUCUGCAUUUGGCGAUACUUUACAGACUUUCAAUGAAGUCCAAGAAUUGUGAAAGUAGGUGA
Molecule: messenger RNA, 1140 nt
Organism: Protopolystoma xenopodis
Lineage: Eukaryota; Metazoa; Platyhelminthes; Monogenea; Polystomatidea; Polystomatidae
Source: the annotation of a GenBank genome assembly